AUGGCUGACGACACCAGGCCCUCGGAGACCCAACCCGAUGAGAGCUCCGAAACGACCCCUCUCCUCAAUGAGCCCAGACGACGGCCUACGGGAUUCGGACCCUCAGAGACCGAUUCCAUUCCCGAGCCAGAACUACCGGACCAGGAUCGCGAGACAACAGUCAUUGCCGACGGCGUCUCUCCCACGCGGCUGACUCUUAUUCUCGGUGCCGCUUACCUGGGAGUGUUUCUCGGUGCCAUUGAUUCCACCAUCAUCGCUACCUUAUCUGCCCCCAUCUCGAGCGAGUUCAAGUCCUUGAGUCUCCUAUCAUGGCUCGCCACGGCCUACCUCAUCUCUAACGCUGCCUGUCAGCCUCUAUCGGGUCGUCUGACGGAUAUCUUCGGCCGUGGACCAGGCCUCAUCUUUAGCAAUGUCUUCUUCGCUGCCGGGAACCUCAUCUGCGGGCUCGCCCAGGACCAACACGUCAUGAUCUUCGGCCGAGUCAUUGCUGGCAUUGGUGGCGGUGGCCUCAUGUCCAUCUCAACCUUCCUGGCCUCCGAUCUCGUUCCUCUGCGCAAACGCGGCAUCAUCCAGGGCGUCGGUAACAUCGCGUACGGCGGCGGUGCCAUGUUGGGCGGUGUCUUUGGCGGUCUCAUCAACGACCACACGGCAUGGGGCUGGAGGCUGGCCUUCCUGAUCCAGGUUCCGCCCGUCAUCGUCUCGGCCAUCAUCGUCGCCGUUCUCGUGCGCGUGCCUCCCAAGGCGUCCGACAAGUCGUACCUCGCUCGCAUCGACUUUGUCGGCGCCUUCCUAACUAUCUCGUUCCUCGUGCUCCUGUUGCUCGGCCUCAACGCUGGAGGCAACAUCGUGCCCUGGUUGCACCCCCUGCCCCUGACGACCAUUCCCCUCUCCGUUGUGGCCUUUGUCGCCUUCAUCAUCUGGGAGAGCAGAGCCAAGCAACCUAUCAUUCCUGUCAAGCUCCUCGUGCACCGCACCGUCAUCGCGGCCUGCCUCUGCAACUUUCUCAGCACAAUGGUCAUCAUGAUGGCUCUCUUCUACGUGCCCCUUUACCUCCAGGUCAUCGGCCUCUCCGCCACUGACGCCGGCCUCCGCCUCCUGCCCUCUCCGCUUGGCAUUUCCGUCUUCUCCCUCGGCUGCGGCUACCUCAUGAAGAAGACGGGCCGCUACCUUCUCCUCGGCACCGCCGUCCUGACUCUCCUCACCAUCGCCGUCGCUGUCCUCUGUUCGUUCGACGAAAAGACGCCCACGUGGACCGGCGGCCUCGUCUUCUUCAUGGCCGGCGGCGGCUACGGCGGCAUGCUGACCAUUACGCUACUCGCCUGCAUCGCGGCUGUCGACCACUCCCAGCAAGCCGUCAUCACGUCCGCCACAUGGCAGGGCUGA
Molecule: messenger RNA, 1383 nt
Organism: Verticillium alfalfae VaMs.102
Lineage: Eukaryota; Fungi; Ascomycota; Sordariomycetes; Glomerellales; Plectosphaerellaceae
Product: multidrug resistance protein fnx1
Exons: 2
Coding region: 1-1383 (460 amino acids)
Biological process (GO): basic amino acid transport; transmembrane transport
Cellular component (GO): fungal-type vacuole membrane
Molecular function (GO): basic amino acid transmembrane transporter activity
Source: RefSeq, a predicted model, not a curated record